GAGUGAGUGAAUGUGUUGACAGUAUUUUGUUGAACAUCGCAUUGAAUACCAUAAACUGAUUGUUGUAUUCAUUAUAAUCACAAUUAAGUGUUUGUUUGCAAUUAAUUAUACUUGACAUCACCAUUGAAUCCAUUGGAAGCGUUGCCAAGAUGAGUGAUCCCCGACUUAACCAAAUUAGGAUAAAGACUGGCGUUUUGAAGAGAGUGGCCAAAGAGAAGACGAUAUACGAGAGGGAAGUGGAGACCGAAAGGAAGCGCUUGGAAGACAUGAGGAGUCAACUCAAAGAUGAAUAUGAGUUACGCAAACAGGAGGAAGUGAUCAAUGAGUGUCUUAUUAUGGUUCCCGACGCCAUCACUCGUAUUCAACAGGCGUUUAAUGAUUUAAACACUGUUUUGCAGGUUUUGUUCAUUACUCUC
This is a messenger RNA of Oppiella nova, 416 nucleotides long. The record is from the annotation of a GenBank genome assembly. NCBI's taxonomy places the organism in Eukaryota, Metazoa, Arthropoda, Arachnida, Sarcoptiformes, Oppiidae.